AUGGAUUUGACACUGUUGGGAAAAGUCAUCAGCAAUUUCAAACGUCGGGAAGAAUGCGAGCGCAAGGCGAGGAGGGGGGAGAUGGACCCCCGGCUGGAGUUCACCUUCCAGCUCCUCAUCGACGGCACCGGGCUCCCCAGACACGCCAUCAUGGACCAUGUGUUCGAAGGAAAUAUGCUGGACGACAUCAACCAGCUCUUCCUUCCCCACAUGAGGAACAAACUGCUCUGGUACUACCAAGAUGUGGAGGAGGUGGAACAGAAGUCUCAAGCCGACGGCACGAAGCCCCGACAGCAAGGGCAGGGUAAGCAGCCACCGCCUCAAGUGACUCUGAAGAAGAAACUGUUCUUGUCUGACGGCUGGGACGUGAAGUUCACUGGAGUGUGUAUCUACAUGUUCCGAAUCAAUGUCAGUAAGCAGCUGCCUGAAGAAGGGUUUCACAAAGAUCUUUUCUGCGGGAUAUUGAACGCUGAGAAGGUGGGCUUGGUGACUGCGAUCGAGCGGGUUAUGGAACACGUGUACAUGAGUGCGCUCGCGCAUCCCAGCGCUGAUGGGGACGAAGACGAGACCCGCUUCCCGAUCGUGAAGAACCAGCUGCUGCCUGGACUGAGAUCGUUCUGCAGCGCUUUAAAAGUUUGUGAAGACGUGUGCAACCAGAUAAACCUAUUCGAUGACGGUCAAGCAAUAAUGGCUAGCAUCCAAGACCAGAGUGAGCUGAAGGAGAUGGCCAAAAACCCCACCACCAUCACGAUGCUGGAAGACCGCGUCACCGAAUGGGUUAAGAAAGUCAUGGAGAUACUAAGUGAAAGUGAACAGUUGCGCCGAGAAGUGGACUCGAGUGGACCUCAAGACGAACUGGAAUAUUGGAAGAAAAGGGGGGCACAGUUUUCCCAGCUCGUGUCUUACUUACAGGACAAUGAAGUGCAAUUGACGCUGACGGCCCUACAGCUGGCCAAUUCCAAAGUGAUUCGCCUGUGGCGCGACACCGACCACAAAAUAACUUUCUGCUACAACGAGGCGAAAGACAAUGCCAAGUUCAUCCAGGCCAUGGAGAAAUGCUGCCAUUCCCUUUACUUGGAUGACCCAGUCAAGAUCAAAGAUUCCAUCUUGAGCCUGCUGCAGACCGUAAGGUUGAUUCACAGUGUGUCACAGUUUUAUAAUACAUCAGAGAGGAUUUCUUCGCUCAUGGUCAAGAUUACAAACCAAAUGAUUGAGACUUGCAAACAGUACAUCACUUGCCGUUUCAAAGAAACCAUCUGGUCUCAAGAGCGAUCUCUGGUCAGAGAAAAGCUCAUCCACUGCAUCAACCUCAACAAGACAUACCGAGAAACAUAUCUCUUCGUUAAAAACCAACCAUUUUUACCCAACACAGAGCAGUUCAGCUUCUCCGAAAACUAUGUGUUCGGGAAAUUCGAUACAUUUUGUAAGCGAUUGAAUAAAGUCAUCACCAUGUUCGAUCUCAUGGAUGAUUAUAACCAUCUAUUUGCGAAAAGGAUGGAGGGACUUCUUCUUGGUGAAGACUUGGAAGAAGCAGUGCACACAUUCGAAGAAGCUAAGAAGGUGGUGACAACAUGCCAGUACGACUACCUGGACUAUCGUAACAACGAGUUCGACAAGGACUACCAAGUGUUUGAGGGGAAGACCAACACCCUGCGAGAGUCCAUUGGGAAUACAAUAGAGCUGAACUUCUCUAGCGUAUGGGAGACGCCGCAAGGGAUCAAGUUCCUGACAAGGUUUGAGAAAGUUAGUCAAAAGAUUCAAAUAACAAAACUGAGCGAAAAGUAUGACCGUGUACUGAAAUACUGCGAAAAAGAGGUGGACAAGAUCACUAAGAUGUUCAAAAGGCAGAGAGAGGACCCUCCACUGCCGAGGAACUACUCACCUGUCGCAGGUCGCAUCAAAUGGUCGCGCUGCCUCAUGUUCAACAUGCGGGAGACUGUGGAAAGCGUGUGCGCACAUCCCGUGUUACGUGCCCUGCCCGCUGCUGCUGACGUCACGCGCAAGUAUACCAACACUCGCUCCCUGGUGUCCACUUACGAGGAAACCAUGAGGGCCGUGUGGAUGAAUCAGAACCUAUGGGAUGUGGACGACAGUCUAAACAACACAUUACUUCGCAUCGACGAGUCUGGCCGCAUCUGCGUGAACCUGGAUCACACCAUCCGCCUGCUGAUUCGGGAGUCCGACUGCCUCGUCAAGAUGGGCAUAGAUCUGCCUAUAGUCUGUCACUCGCUGUACGCUAAGAAGAACUAUUUUACGCUGGUCAAUGACUCUUUACAGUUCCUCCUCGAAGACUACAUCACCACCGUCAGGCGCGUCAAGCUGGAAGUGCGUCCUCUCUUCCUUCCACAAGUGGUUCGCCUUUCGUCUUUACUCCUGCCCGGUCUCCGCCACGUCACCUGGACAAGCGGGGACUGGAAGGAGUUCAUCGACUGCGCCGACGCCGCCAUCAAGUGCUUCGAUGUCCUGGUCACGAGGGUCCACGACAUCUACACUAAUAGGAUCAUCUACGUCCUUUCAGGGAUGCAAGAUGUUUCUUUGAUUACAUUGCCUGAGGAAACUCCAUGGUCUGUCGAAGAGUUCAUAGAAAAUGUGGAAACUGGAUGCCGCAAUGCAUGUGUGGAGUUCAACCGCAAGAGUCUGAUGGUGGAAGAAGCCGUGGAAGAGGUGUUGGACCUGGUGAAGAAGGCAGCUCAGCAGAUCAGACCGACUGAGAUCAACCCUGACUUUGAGUUCCUGAUUGCUGAUGACGAUCCUCAAGCAGGAAGUGGCCCAGCGUCCACUGCUAAUGAGUCGACCUCCAGCGGACAGCAGGACUGGUCAGCAGUUUGGGAGUGCUUCGAGAACCCGCACAAAUUGCUGUCCACGCCUGCUGGUGGGCUGUCCAAAAGCAUGCAGGAAAUGGUGAAAAACGCCGUGAGCGAAAUGCGGAGGUACUACAGCAGGAAAGUGGUGGAUGUUCUGAUCAAGGUCACCCGGAGGACACUUGACCUCAUCAUCAAAAGGUUCUGCUCUGACCCAGCCAUCACCGAAG
Messenger RNA from Ostrinia furnacalis (Asian corn borer), 3031 nucleotides. RefSeq names its product dynein heavy chain 5, axonemal. Lineage: Eukaryota; Metazoa; Arthropoda; Insecta; Lepidoptera; Crambidae. The record is from RefSeq and is a predicted model, not a curated record. The transcript is spliced from 18 exons. The annotation marks the transcript as partial. Gene Ontology annotation, cellular component: axonemal dynein complex. Gene Ontology annotation, molecular function: dynein intermediate chain binding; dynein light intermediate chain binding. Gene Ontology annotation, biological process: microtubule-based movement.